AUGGCUCACGAAGGCUCGAGGCAGGAGAGACAGAUUCGGGACCGUGGGGUGACCCGAUCCAAGGCAGAAAAGACGCGGCCUCCUACGGUGCAGGCGCCACAGGUGGACAUCGUGCCUGGGCGGCUCACGGAGGCUGAAUGGAUGGCACUCAUGGCUCUAGAGGAGGGAGAGGAUGUUGUGGGGGACAUCUUGGCUGAUCUGCUGGCGCGAGUCAUGGACUCUGCCUUCAAAGUCUACUUGACCCAGCAGUGCAUUCCAUUCACCAUUAGCCAGGCCCGGGAGGCCAUGCUGCAGAUCACUGAGUGGCGCUUCCUGGCCAGGGAUGAGGGAGAAUCAGCAGUGGCUGAGGACCCCACGUGGUGCGAGGAUGAGGAACCAUUGGCAUGCACAACAGAUACCUGGGCUCAGGGAUCAGUGCCUGUGCUGCAUGCCCCCGCCUCCAUAGGCCCAGAGGAGACCUUCCAAGACGAGCCCCACCGAGCCUCUCUGGACUCCUCUACCCUUAGUUCCUGUCUCCUCUUUCCAAGGUCUCACUAUGCACCCUCUACCCCCACUCCCAAUGCAUUUCCCUAGGACCAAGGGAGCGAGGAUCGGAUGUCUCUAGGAACAUGGUGGAUGGGGAGAGGCUCUCAGGAGCAGAUGGAAUCUUGGGAACAUUCUCCAGAGCUGCCAGUCACUCAGGGCCCGCCACCUACCCCAGAGCUGUUUCAGGACACAGGGUCCCAGGGUCCUUUAGAGGACUUGGACGUCCAGGCCAAAGACCACCAGGCCACAGUGGGGUCCUUGAAUGCGAGCCGCCAACCGUCGGUGGAGAUGGCUCCCAAUGGCAGUGUCCACCCUUCUAUGGAGCUGUCCCAGGUAGUCAGCACCCAGGCCUUGACCCAGGAGGCACAGCCCAGGGGCUCCCAGUUCUCGCUGGAGGACCUCUAUUGUUGCACGUCCCAGCCGCACGUAUCUGGGGACUGGCUGAAGCUCAAGGAGGAGGACGUUCCUCUCAUCGAGGAGGAUGUGCCCCUCAUCGACUCGGGCGUGUUGGGGAUCGGCCUCUCUGCAGGCGGCCCCACCACGCUCGUCCCCUCGGCCUCAUUAGAGCCACAGCAGCCUAGGUUGGAGGACCCGCUGCGGAGCCGGCCUCGCUAUAGGAUGGGUCGCAAGACUGGGGCACGUCUGGACCCCAGGCGCCUGCCGCGCCACUGGGUGCGCCCUCUGGCCGAGGUUCUGGUUCCGGACGCCGAGGCACGCCCCCUGGAAGCCUACCGCGGGCGCCAGAGGGUCAGGGAGACCAAGACUCCUGAGGCUCCCGCCAGAUCCCUAGCGCCCAGACCUGGUGCCCAUGCCCCCCCGACAGUUUUCUUCUCUCUCCCGCCUAGCGUUCAUUUCCCUGCCUUGGGCCUGGGCCCUGGCCUCCAAUCCCCAACUUUAAGCCUAGGCCUACCAUCACCAGGCUUUGGGUCAAAGUUGCCCUUUCCCAAACCUGGGCUUGGCUUUCUUGCCACUCAUCUGGCUUUCCCUGAUCUGGCCCGGAGCCCCAGCCCCAAACUGUGGCCUGGUGCCAAGUGGCCCAGUGGCUGGGAGGGGGAGGCUGAGUUGCUGGGUGAGAUAUGGGCUGGCCGCAGCCGUGUAAAUCCACAGGGCCUGGAUCCCGGCGACCGGGAGGGUCAGGAUCCUCGCAGGGGGCCAUAUAGGGCACCCCGAGUCCUUGAGGCCACGUCCCAGGUGAUGUGGAAGCCCAUGUUGCUGCCUGACGCAAUGAAGCUGGCUCCUGGUGUGAGCAUGUGGAACCCAACCACCCAGGUGCUACUCAGGGCUGCAGUACCCCAGCAGGAGGACAGGGAAAGUGGCACCUCUCUUCCCAUUGAGCAGCAGCCCAUCCAAACAGGUGCCCCAAAUCCUCAGGUGUCUGUGAGACAAAUAAUGAAGAACCCAAAGCCCAAAGUGUGGUCACUCCUCCCCGAGCACCUACCCUAUUCUGGGCCCUGAAGCUCAGGUGGUGCGUUCCUUCUUUCUGCUUGCCCAAUAAACACCUGAGUUG
Enhydra lutris kenyoni (northern sea otter) is the source of this 2032-nucleotide messenger RNA. Its product is annotated as chromosome unknown C2orf81 homolog. The record is from RefSeq and is a predicted model, not a curated record. NCBI's taxonomy places the organism in Eukaryota, Metazoa, Chordata, Mammalia, Carnivora, Mustelidae.